Messenger RNA from Paramecium tetraurelia, 9033 nucleotides. RefSeq lists its product as uncharacterized. The record is from RefSeq and is a predicted model, not a curated record. NCBI's taxonomy places the organism in Eukaryota, Ciliophora, Oligohymenophorea, Peniculida, Parameciidae. The transcript is spliced from 26 exons.
AUGCUUUAUCCCAUCUUUGCAACAAUUCUUUAUUUGAAUAGUAUAAUACAAGUUUUGGGUGUUUCAGAAGUGAUAUCAUCUUCAUUUUAAGGAAAUAGUUUUUCUAAUGCUGACAAUUGGGUGGUCAGAGGUGGUUAACCAGUAUUCACAGACUGCAUGGGCACAAGAUUAUUUGGAGGUUAUCAGGCCUUUGCGAGAUAAAUAAGUGUUACUAAAACUUUUUUACUACCACCUCAUUUUUAAGUAAAUUUGCAAUUGUAAUAUUGGAAAAUCGAUUCAUGGGACGCUGAAUUUGCAAAUAUUUUUGUUGAUUACUAGUUGGCAUGGUAGUAAUAAUACAAUUACUAUGAUGGAACUUAGAUGUGUGGUGGUGGAUGGUAAGAUUUAUUUGUGAAUUUGAACUUAAAAAUUAAACAUAGCGGUAAUACAGCUGUAAUAGUGAUAACGACUAAUUUAGACGAAACACCUGACAAUGAAUCUUGGGGAUUUAGAGAUUUCAUUUUAUCAGUUGAGAAAUGCCCAGAUGGAUGUUUAGCAUGCUAAUAAACUGACACAGAUUUGUAAUGCGCAAUCUGGAAGACCCUCUAGACAAGUUGGACAUAAUUGAAUUAAAAUCAAAUAUUAUCUGAUGGUUGGAACGUACUUAAUGGAAUUCCCUAGGCAACAUCAUGCGGAGCUGUUACUUUAUUUGGUGGCUAUAAUUUGCUCGCAGCUGGCGCAGUCAUAAGCAAAACUUUUCUUAAUAUUCCACCCCAUCACAAAUUAAAGAUCUAAUUUUUAUGGGCUAAGAUAGAUUCCUAUGAUAAUGAAGCAGGUUAGAUGAGAGUAGAUGGUGUUUUACUUUGGGAAAGAAGAUUUUAAUGGUAUGAAGGCUACUACUGGAAGAUUUGCGGAAACUUAAAUGAAUAACACAGAACUAUAUUUGUUAGAAAUGAAUUAGAUUUAAGUCAUACAAACAGUCAAGUUCAAAUUUCAUUCACUUCCACAUUAGAUGAGCCUCAGGGUGAGUCAUUUGGUCUAAGAGACUUUGUUAUUUUUUAUGGAGCUUGCACUAGUAAUUGUGCUAAAUGUACUGGACCUAGUGGAUCUGAAUGUUAAGGUUGUGUUAAAGGAAGUUAUAAUACUGGGGUUAUCGAUAGCAUAUGUUAAUUGUGUUAUCCAUCAUGUUACUUAUGCGAAGGAUAAAAUAUAGACGACUGUAUUGAUUGUGGAGACCCAAAUAUAUAUAAUAAAUAAUUAGUAGAUGGAUAAUGCAUCUGCGUAAGGAAAACAGUAGAAUAAACUUAGAUUGAUGGGACUACGAUAUGUUUACCCUGUCACCCAAGAUGUGAAAGGUGUUAAUGGCCAUUUGAUAAUUCAGCUAAUUAAUAUUGCUCAAUGUGCAUAGCAGGAUAGAAUAGAAUUGUCUCUGAUCAACUUAAUUGUGUUUGUAAACCAGGUUAUGGUGAAGAUGGUAUUUCUGAGAUUUGCUUUAGAUGUCAUUACACAUGUGAGAAUUGUAAUGGUCCUUUAGCCACUAAUUGUACUACCUGUUCAUCCUCGUCUAAACGUCAUCUGACUUCUGAUAAUCAGUGCUUAUGCAACAAAUCAUAUAAUGAUACCGGCACUAACGAUAUAAACUGUUUAUAUAUUUGUCACUAUACCUGCUCUGAUUGUGACUUGUCUGGAGAAGAUUAAUGCACAAGUUGUCCAGCUACAAGGUAACCAGAUAGAAUAGGAACCACAUUUAAAUGCUUGUGCAAAGAUUCUCAUUAUUUCAGUGACAAAACAGAAUUAGAAUGUUUGGAGUGUCAUUUCACUUGCAAGACUUGUAAUGGAAGUUAGAAUAAUAAUUGCUUAACAUGCAACACUACUUAUCGCCAAUUAGCAAUGUUUAAAUGCAUAUGUCCUGAUGGAUAUUAUGAUAUUGGUUUAUUACAAUGUUCCCCUUGCCAUUAUACAUGUUUGACCUGCUUUGGUCCUGCUCUAGAUAAUUGUCUUACAUGUGCUUCUAGUAAUAAUAGAGAAUUUAAGACUAAUACAUGCUCGUGUCAAAAUAACUAUUUGGAAAAAUAAGUUGGUGACCCAAUGUGCUAUAGCUGCUCAUAUCGUUGUGCUAAUUGCAGUGGUACAAUUGACAAUUGCACAUCUUGUCCGCUCUACUCUUAUAGAGAUUUAGGAACAAAUAAUUCUUGUUCUUGCCCAGCCAAAACGUAUGACUAGCCUAACAAUCCAAUCUGCAUAGUUUGCCAUAGCACUUGCUUAACAUGUAAUGGAGCUUAAUCAAAUUAGUGCACAUCUUGUUAUACUUAAAUUAUGAGAUAAUUGGAUUCUUCAGGGUCCUGUUUAUGCAUGAGUAAAUACUAUGAUCCUGGAAAGCCUGAAUGUAUAGCAUGCAGUGCCUAUUGUUUGAAUUGUGUAAGCUCAGCUGAUAACUGCAUAUCUUGUAAACCAGAUAGAUACCUAUAAGGAAAUGUUUGUAAUUGCAAGACUAAGUCAACUGGAGCUACCAUUAGUAGUUAUUAAGUUUAAGGCAAAGUUGACUGUUGUCAUUAUUCUUGCUUAGAAUGCAAUGGAUCAAAAUUAAAUCAAUGUACAAAAUGCAUGGCUAGUGAAAUGAGAGUUUUAUCAAAUUCUACUUGUCCUUGUUCACCUCAUUAUUUUGAUAUGGGCAAACCAAUGUGUUAAUAAUGCAAUUAUAGUUGUGAAACUUGUGCAGGAUUUGAGACUACAUGUUUAACUUGUUAUCAAAACUCUUUUAGAACUCUUACAAAUUAGUAAUGCCUAUGUUAAAAAGGAUAUUUUGAUGAUGGAUCUAAUUCUACAUGCUAAAAAUGCCACUAUUCUUGUUCUUAAUGCAGCUCUAUCUCUACAAAAUGUGAUACAUGUUCAUUGACAUCCAAUAGAAUACUUAAUUUAUAGAUGUUUACUUGUAAUUGUUCGGAUUCAUAUUAUGAUGUUGGAGUGGAAACUUGUGCAAAAUGUCAUUAUUCUUGUUUUACUUGUAAUUAAUCUGGAUAUUAAUUUUGUCAAUCUUGCGUAGAUAAGUCAACUUCAUUUAGAGUCUUUAAUUAAGGAGUAUGUUAGUGUUUACCUGGAUAUUAUGAUGAUGGACUUUCUCCUAAUUGCAAUAAAUGCUAGAGUUCAUGUUUGACUUGUUAAAACACUGCUGAUUAUUGUACAUCUUGCGAAGCAACAAGAUAUUUAGAAGGAAAUACUUGUCCAUGUUAUUCAGGUUAUUUUUUAAAUAAUCUGGGUAAAUGUAGUAAAUGUAAUCAAAAUUGUGUUAACUGCACAACCAGUUCUACAUAUUGUAUUGAAUGUGAUUUAUCAUUAAUGAGAAUACUAGAUACUACAACUCAAACCUGCAUCUGCAAGCCUGGAACUACUGAAAUUAAUGGCUUAUGCUAAGUUUGUGAUAUUACUUGUUAAACAUGCCAAAAUUCAAUCACUAAUUGCACUUCUUGCAAAAUUUUGAGAUUGUUAUCUAAGAAUUAAUGUAAAUGCAUAGAUGGUACAUAUGAGAGUGGAAAUGAUAAAUAGUGUUUAUUUUGCGAUCAAAGUUGCUUUACAUGUAUAAACCAAUAGAACUAUUGCACAUCAUGUUCAGCAGAUAAAAAUAGAAUCCUUUUAACUGGAAAUGUUUGCAUCUGCUAAGAUGGAUAUUAUGAAGAUUCAGUUACUUUAAGUUGUAAACCUUGUGAUAAGUCUUGUUUAACUUGUAAAGUAUCUCCUACUUAUUGUCUAACCUGCGAUGCCUCGUACAAUCUCAGUCUCAAUAACUAGAAUAGAUGUGUUUGUUCUACUGGUUUCUAUUUUAAUACUACUACUUUAAAAUGCGAAGCUUGUAAUAUUUCGUGUACUGAGUGUAAGACGUUAACCCAAUGCUUAUAGUGUGAAACAAUUACUCGAUAUUUUGAUUCAGAUAAUUUGAAGUGUCCAUGCAAAGAUGGAUAUUUCGAGGUUAAUUAAAAGAAAUGUUCAAUAUGUGAUUUGAGCUGUAAGACAUGCAUAAAUUCAGCAACAAAAUGCUUAUCAUGUGAACCAACUUAUUUUAGACUUUUAAAUAACUCUAACUAAUGUAUUUGUUCAGAUGGUUAUUAUGAUGUUGGGAUUGAGAUGUGUUAAUUAUGCAGUCCUUAUUGUUAGACUUGCGUGAAGACUUCAACCAAAUGUACUUCAUGUAAUUAACAACAACACUUCAGAGUAUUGAAUGUAAAUUAAUGUAUUUGCUAAAAUGGAUAUUAUGAUAAUGGCUAAGUGAUUUGCCAAACUUGUUCCAAUUAAUGUCUCACUUGUUAGGGAAGAAAAGAUGUUUGUACUAGUUGUGAUACUAAUUAAAAUAGAAUUGAUCAAUCUGUUAUUAAUAAAUGUCCUUGUUCAUCCGGUUUCUAUUCAGAUGAAAAUGAAACUUGCUAAAAAUGCCAUCUUAAAUGUUAAACAUGUAGUUUAUCUCAAGAGAGUUGUAUAAGUUGUUCCAUCUCAACCAAUUCCAAUAGACAAAGCAUCUCUUAAAAUUGUAUUUGUAAAGAUGGGUACUAUGACGACGGCACUUAAAUCGAUUGCUAAAAAUGUGCCAUACGUUGCAAAUUAUGUUAAAACUCUUCAUCGAAUUGUUUAACCUGUUUUAGCAAUCUUAGAGAAGGGCCUCCUCUUUGUAAUUGCAAAAUUGGUUUUUUUGAGAAUUCUUCUUUGAGUUGUGAACCAUGUGAAAAUUAAUGCUAGACUUGUGAAAAGAAUUCUACUAAUUGUUUAUCAUGUAAAGAAGGGAGAUCCACUAAACAAUGUGUAUGUUAAGAUGGAUAUUAUGAGGGUGGAUAGCCUCUUUGUGUUUAAUGCUCGUUUUCAUGCAAAACAUGCAAGGAUUCCCAAAUAAAUUGUUUAAGUUGUAAAGGAGAUCGGAUUAACAUUCCUACUUGUUCAUGUCCUGAUGGAUUUUACGAUGAUUAUGUGAAUGAAUCAUGUUAAGUUUGUGAUGGGUUAUGCAAAACUUGUAAUAUAGAUGGUUGUCUAACUUGCAAUGGCAAUAGGGUCUUAACUUCAGAAAUGACUUGUGAAUAACCACCAAAUUCUGUGAGUCAUCCUGAUACCCCAUGGUGUUCAACUUGUUAAGUUGCCGUAAUUGAUAUUAGAUUUUCUGAUGACUUGCUGUCUAUAUAAGUAAAGUUUGACUUUACUUUGAAUCCAUAAUUUUUUACUACUUAAUUUUCAGAUAAUGUUUGCUUAUUAAUAUUAGAAAAACAAACUUAUUAAUCACUUGGUAAGAAUCCUAGUUGCUAUAUUGAUCCUGCUGAUGAUACUAAGUUAAUUUUGAGGGUAGGAAAUUCACCCAAGAUACUUCCAGGAGAUAAGAUUCUAUUUUAUGAUAGCUAUUUCGGUCAUGAAGAAUGCGAUAAAAAGUUAAGUGUUUUUAUCUUCAAUUAUGUUAAAAGUCCGAUAAGCCCUGUCUCACCAAUUAUAAUAUAUGAUUUACCCACUUAUCUUAUAAAUCCUUGCGAUGAUAAUACAAUAUCCUUGAGAUCAAAAUUGAACGAUGGACUUAGAGGUUUUAUUGAAAUAAAAUGGACUUAUUCUGUAGAUGGAUCUAACGGUAAUGGUGAUCUUGAUAACUUUGUUGCUUUAUUAACUAAAUUAUAGAUUUUAGAAUUAGUUAUCCCAUUGUAAACACUACCAAAACAGUCCAAAAUUACUUUCUAUUUAGACUUUUAAAAUUUUGUUGGCUAAAAAAGUAUACAAAAAAUUAAACUGGAAACCCAUUCUGGUCAAUUUCCCACCAUUCUUUGGAUUUCAAAGUCUAUUUAUUUUAAUUUUGAAACCAUUGUUUUGGAAUUUUUAAUUAAAAAGAAGGAUUGUUCUGAAUAGGCAGCAACAACUUAAGUUGAUAAUUCUGAAUAUUCUGUGUCCUUAGUUGAAGUUUAUAGAAAUGAGUCCAAUUCAAGACCAUCAAGGGUAAAUUAUUCAGAAAUCACACGUCAAAGUAGUUUUAAUGUGAUUAUUUAAAAUUAUACCUUGACUUCUAGAAUUUCAUAUACUUUUGAAUAAACAACAUUUGAUGCUUUAAUGAACUUUUCAAUCAAAAGAAACAUAACAAUUGACAUUAGCUCAGGAGGUAUACUUUGUUAAUUCAAUGGCACUAAAAAGAUUCAGAAUUAUAGAAAAGAAACUUACAUAUUCAUAUCAUGUAAAGAUUUAGACACUUAAUAUGGAUGGAAUGAGGAUACUGGUAUUUCAUUAAAUGUUGAGUGUGCUGACUUGACUAUGAAUUCCCUUUGCUUGGAUUUAAAUAAAAAAAUAAUCCAAAUCAACAAAACUGAUAGUAUCCAAGUCAUUCCAAAAUAAACUAUUAAACCUUACACGAUUUAAAGUUGGUCUGUAGUGGCUACAAAAAAAUAACACUCAUAUAAAUUUAAAUAAAAUAUCGUCUAUUUAGAUAAUGAUUUUAAAUUAUUAAAUGUUACUUAUAGUAAAGGAUAUUUAAUGAGGGGAAUCAAUAACUAUGAAAAUCUGGAGUUCAUCAUUAAUAUUCCUUUUGAAGAUAGGUAAUACCUUCUAGAGUAUCAAGUAGCUAUUAUUUAUAACUUCUAACUUGUAUAGAUACUAUAAUCGGAAUACUUUUAAUAAUAAAUUCGUAUUUUUGAUUACUUUUAGGAAUUUACAAAAGGAGAUAAAAUAAAUCUAAAAUUUUUAGCUUAGUUUACAAAUGAAAUUAUACCUAGCCAAGAAGAUUUAUAAAUAAAUGUUAAUUAACCUCCUAAUUGUUUAGUGAGCUUAAGUGAAUAAACUGUUGAAGCAUUGAAACUUUAAAAGGUAAUUACCAUUUGCGAUUUUUCUGAAUCAGCUCCAUUUACAUACUAAUUGAGAUAUUUUCUUCACAAAUAAGACUUGAUUGAUUUUUAGAAUAGAACAAAUGAUUAUUCAUUAAUUUUGAGCAGUUAUUCAAGUUCAUAUACUAUAGAAGCCACUUUUCCGUUUAUUGAUGGCAUUCUUCUAAUAUAAGCAAUGGAUUCUAAAGGAUCUUACUUAAAUAUUGAGAAAUAGUUAAAUAUUACAAAGACUUUGCUCAAUUGUUCCGAGAAUAAUAUUAAGUAAUAUAAUUUAAAAUACAAAAUUUCAUUAUUAUUAGAAAUUAUAUUGAACCAUUAUGACUAAUAAAAUUGUAUUACUUUAUCUAAUUUGUUAUAUUCAAAUAUAUAAACCUAUUUGGGAGCUGAUAAUAUUGAUGAUCAAUUAUUAGUGUAUCAAACUACUAAAUUGUAUAAAAGAAUAAUUCAAGAUCAUAAAGAUUCUAACUCUUCGAUGAGAUUAUUAAAUGAAAAUUCAGGGAGUUGUUUUGAAAAUUCCACAUAAGCUUUUUAUGUCAAAUUUGCAAAUGUUAAUACUUCAUUAACUGUUACUCCGUCUAGUUUGCAAGCAGAAUUAAAAUAAAUUAUGUCUGUUGCUCAGAAAAUGAUAAAAAAAUCUGCUGAUUAUAAUGAUUAAAUUCUCUAAAAUGAGGUAUUCUUGGAUGAAAAAAUCUAUUAAAAAAGAGUAGCCAUUAUAGACUCUUUAUCAGUUAUCUAACUUUUAAUUGAUGAUAUAUUCCUUAAGAUUCCAGAAGCCACUAUCAAUUCUAAUUCAGAUAAAGAAUCGAUUAUUAAUACUGCAGAGGGUUUAAUAAGCCUUAUUGAAAAGAUUGCAAUUUAUGUUAACGUACAAGUAAAGGUAAAUGGACCUCAAUUAAUUAAUAAUGGACAAAUUUUAAAAUGGUAAUUAUCCAAAAUUACUAAAGAAAUGUUAAAUAAACAAUUUAAUAUUGAAAGAGAUUUAUUAGAUGGAUUGAUUGAUUUUGUUCAAAAGGAACAAAUAGAAUUAAAUUACAACUAUUUAAAUCUAUCUCAACAAUUAUAAGCCCAAUUGCAAGUAUUCUUUAAUUUAACUAAUCUCGAAAUAAAUGAGAAAGCACUGAAGAAAACUAAUUUAUAGAAUCAUCUUUAUAAUGGUCGCUAUAUUGAUUAUCAAUCUUCACUUAAAUAAUACAUAAUAGAUAUGCUUAAAAUUUCAUAUUGCUAAGAACUGGUUCCUUAAGAUAAACUCUAUUCAUAUGGUUGCGUUAAUAUCGAUAAAGAUGGAAAAUUCUAUAAAUGUGAAUUAUCAAAUGAAGAAAUUGAUAAUAAAACUGUAUAAAUAUCUUGUAAAUGCGAAUAAUUAGGUAGUAUAAUUUUAAUUUAAUAUCCCAAUAAUUCAGUUAAAUAAUAAAAUAUCUCCAUUUAUACUCAAAAUGAAAAGGUAAUUAAGGAUAAUAAUCUUAUGUUAAACGAAUAGCCAAUUUUACUAUUUCAUGGAAUUUUUAUUGCUUUUUCUUACUUCAUUUAUUUUGAAUUAGUCUCAAUUGAGAUAAAAUAAAAACAUACUCCAUUAAAUUCUAGAAUAGAUUCGGAGUUUAGUAUGGAUGAAACCCAUAUAUAAGGAAAACCUAAGAUAUUCCAUUUUUAUCCAGGAACUGUUGCAGUAUUCAAAAUAUCCUUCAAAUUUAUCCAUGAAAUAUUAUCUUGCUUUUAUACUUAAAAUUCAAUUCUUAAAAAAAGUUAUCAUUUUUUAUAAUUAUCAGUCAAAAUAGGCAUGUUAAUCCCAAUUUCAUUUUUGGAAAUAACUUUGCUUGAUGAAACUACAUUAUUUGCAAUUUUCAUCAUAAAUUGUGGAACAUUUUUAAUAUUUAGAAUGAUUCUAAAAAUACUUUAGUCGAUUUACAGAUUUGGGGGAAAAUUGAGUAUUUUGAUUAUCAUCAUAUAUCUCCUUAUACAUUUCUUAUGCUAUCUUGAAUUCAUUCUAUAAUUGAAGCAAUGUGAAUAAGACCUUAAAAUUAUCAAUUUCGAAAUUUCUCUUUUUUUAAUAGGCUCACUCUUUUAAUUUUAUGUCAUUUUGGAUCCAAUUAUGCUAUUCUUAAGGAUCAUUAUUUUCAAGCAUAUCACCUUUUAAAUGAGAAAUUAAAUAAUUAAUCCGUUGAAUUAACUUGUCUACUUUUUUGUCUAACACUAAAAACUAGAUGAACUCUUUCACUACUAUGCAAUAAUGUGA